Sesamum indicum (sesame) is the source of this 1607-nucleotide messenger RNA. RefSeq names its product putative inactive patatin-like protein 9. Gene Ontology annotation, biological process: lipid metabolic process. The record is from RefSeq and is a predicted model, not a curated record. Lineage: Eukaryota; Viridiplantae; Streptophyta; Magnoliopsida; Lamiales; Pedaliaceae.
AAAAAGCAGCCGCGUAUAUAUAGAGCACACGUAACCUGCCCUUUCCCUUACUCUUCUUCCCCCCUCCCACACUGCACAGAGAAUGCGCAGUUAUACACUUGCUGCGUGCUCUUCCUUGCACUUCCACGCCAUUAAUGUGCUUCAGUGAUAAAGCGUGACAUUUCGCUUUUUCACGGAUUUUCUCCCAGUAAUCCUCUCCCCUACCUAUAGCUGGAGCUGCCUAUGUACUCCUACUCUACUACUCUGUUGCAGAACCCCUCUUCCUAAUUCUUCAUAUUGCCCUGAAGAUAUUGGCCCCGCACCUUUUUUUGCUGUUUAGGUAUUCUCCGUGAACGAGGUGUUGUGGGAGUCAGAGACGUGUCAAUGGAGUUGAGCAAGGUGACGCUGGAGAUUUUCUCCAAGCUGGAGCAGAAGUGGCUGUACCACUGUGAAGGUAAGAAAACACGUGUUUUGAGCAUUGACGGUGGUGGAACUACCGGCAUUGUUGCAGGAGCUGCCUUGGUACAUCUGGAGGACCAGAUCCAAGCCAAAACUGCCGAUUCCAACGCUCGAAUCGCUGAUUUUUUCGAUAUUGUUGUCGGCACUGGAAUCGGCGCCCUCCUCGCCGCAAUGCUCGUCGCUGAUGACGGCUCUGGGCGCCCGCUCUUCUCCGCAAGAGACGCUGUUAAGUUCCUAUCGGAAAAUCAAAUGGAGCUGUUCAAACUCAAAAGUGUCGGCGUUUUCCGCCGGCGAAUGAGGUUUUCUGGCAAGGGCAUGGACAAAGUGUUGAAGGAGGCGUUCCGGAGAGAUGACGGCAAGUUUUUAACCCUAAAGGACACGUGUAAGCCUCUCCUUGUCCCCUGCUUCGACUUGAACAGCUCGGCGCCGUUUGUUUUCUCUCGAGCAGACGCUUCCGAGACGCCGAGCUUCGACUUCGAGCUCUGGAAAGUCAUUCGAGCCACGUCGGCGACGCCGUCGAUGUUCAAGCCAUAUAAGCUGACCUCCACCGAUGGAAAGACCUCCUGCUUGGCAGUGGACGGCGGACUCGUAAUGAACAACCCUACCGCCGCCGCCGUUACUCACGUUCUGCACAACAAACGAGAUUUUCCGUCUGUAACCUCUGUAGAUGAUCUGCUGGUGCUGUCAAUCGGCAAUGGACCAUCGAGCAGUCCGUCGAGGAUGAAGCUCAACCGCAGCGGCGACCUCUCGACCGCAUCAGCCAUCGGCAUUGUCCUCGACGGCGUUUCCGAAACCAUCGACCAAAUGCUCGGCAACGCCUUCUGCUGGAACCCCAACGAUUACGUCAGAAUUCAGGCCAACGGCACGGCGGAGAGAGCGGAGGAGGUGCUGGCGGAGAAAGGAGUAGAAUCGCUGCCGUUUGGCGGGAAGCGGUUGCUGGCGGAGAGCAAUGGAGAGAGGGUGAGUGGGUUCGUGCAACGACUGGUGGUGACAGGGAGGAGCAGCCUGCCGCCGAGCCCGUGCAAGGAAACGGCCGUUAGUCCACUUGUUAACGGGCGUUAGUUGGGGUUUGGUUCUGUGUUUUUGGGUGUUUUUCUAAUUGAGUUUUUUCAAUUAGCUUCCAUGUCAGAUUACUUUAGUUAACUGUCCCUAUUGUCAACUUUUAACCA